Messenger RNA from Harpegnathos saltator (Jerdon's jumping ant), 858 nucleotides. RefSeq names its product smoothelin-like protein 2. The transcript is spliced from 5 exons. Lineage: Eukaryota; Metazoa; Arthropoda; Insecta; Hymenoptera; Formicidae. The coding region runs from base 186 to 686 and encodes 166 amino acids. The record is from RefSeq and is a predicted model, not a curated record. Gene Ontology annotation, molecular function: protein binding.
AACCCUUAUUUUUGUCGAUCCUUUUUGUUACGCAGUAGCAUACAGUUUGCACUGCUAUGAGUGUGUACGAGUGAUACGUAGUACACGUGCCGCGAAUGAUCUUCGAAAUUGUCGUUUAUACCUAUUCUGUAUUCAUACUAAACUAUUACUUGAUUUGUUUGUAAGACAACUAAUGCAUUGCAGGCAUGCGACGAGAGUGGGAAAUGAAAGCUCCGAAGAAACCACUGUCACCAUUUGCCAAGUUUCGUCAACUCGAUAGGCAAAAUAGUACCACUUUAUCGCCAAGUCCUAUGAAGUCACCAGCAACAGAAUUUCACUUCAAGUUUAACGAACCAACUGUACGAGAUAACGCUGCGCAAAUUAAAGAACGAUUAUUGGCGUGGUGUCGGUCAAAAACCAAAGAAUACGAGAAUAUACAACUCGAUAACUUCUCGACAAGCUGGAAUAACGGUUUAGCAUUCUGCGCGUUAAUACACCAUUUUAGACCGGAUGCUUUCGAUUACAACUCUUUACGUGCGGAAAACCGUAGAAAAAAUUUUGAACUUGCUUUUACAAAAGCCGACGAAGUCGCAGGAAUUGCACCAUUACUUGAUGUCGAAGAUAUGGUAAUGAUGCAACGACCGGAUUGGAAGUGUGUCUUUACAUAUGUCCAGUCUAUUUAUCGCCGCUUCAAGGACGAAGAAUAGCAAUUUACUCUAAAUACAGCAACACAGCACAAUUCCAUUUUACGCUAACGUAGAAAAAGAUUGUUAUUUAUAGAAUGUUUAUUACACUUAUUAUACACUUAAUGUGAUUGGAUAAAGAUGUACACGAUCACAAAAAAUUUUGUUUUAAGUAAUGGAAGAUUGGUUAUAUCAU